This is a messenger RNA of Vittaforma corneae ATCC 50505, 1026 nucleotides long. RefSeq lists its product as uncharacterized. NCBI's taxonomy places the organism in Eukaryota, Fungi, Microsporidia, Nosematidae. Gene Ontology annotation, biological process: attachment of mitotic spindle microtubules to kinetochore. The transcript has a single exon. Gene Ontology annotation, cellular component: Ndc80 complex. The record is from RefSeq and is a predicted model, not a curated record. Bases 1 to 1026 code for a protein of 341 amino acids.
AUGAAGCGGUACACCAUAACUCCUCAGAACCGCAAAAGCAUCAAGCUCAACCCAACCACACUCAAACCUACGCAGUUUCCCAGAAUGUCUCUUGCCACGGAUGAUGCUGUCCAGAAAGAACACAGAAAUACGAGAGAUAAGAUCUACAAAGCAGCAUGCAUUGAAAAUAUUGUAAAGUUCCUUACAGAAAAUGCAUACGACAGUGCAUUCAGCCAUAAAAUUUUAGGAAACCCAUCAAACAAGGACUUUCAAAACAUUUUUAAAUUUAUCUAUUCGUUUAUUGAUUCUACGCCUUUUUUAAAGUUUGAGGAUGAUGUGCUUGGCAUUUUGAAAUUACUAAAGUAUCCGUAUUGCAACGAGAUAACAAGAAGCCAGCUCACAGCAGUCACGCCACACACAUGGCCCGUAGUUCUAAGUAUGAUGAGCUGGAUGGUUGAUCUUAUUAGAAGAUCAGACGAGAUUGAAAAUCAAACAGCAACUGUUGAGGACGAGUUCUACGAGUAUGUUUGUGAAGGUUAUAUGAAAUUUAUGGAGGGUGAAGAGGACGAGAGUUUAGAUCAACAGUUUAUCGACAAGAUUUCACUGAUGCAUUCCAAAGAGACAUCUGAGAUUGAAAUUCAGAAAAACGAAGUUGAGCUGAUGAUGGGUGAGCUUGAAAACCUAAAGAGUAAGUUCGAUGAUCUUUCAAAACUAGAGACUAAAAAGAAGAAGAUUAACGACGAUCUUAAUGCACUUAUAAUCAACGAUAAGCAGCUGGAGGCAAAGAAAACAAAGUAUAUUUCGGCAAUAGAAAAAAUAGUAGAAGAAAUAACAACAAUUGAGAGCCAAAUCGAUGAACUAAUCAAGGUUAAGAACGAGCUUGUUGUUCAAAUUAAUUCGCAAAUUAUCAACCCCAACGAUAUCAAAGAAAUGAACAUUGAAAAGGUGGAACUAUUUAAAGAGCUUGAAAGAUUAAAGCCUGAAAGAGAGAGCUUAUCGAAAAUCAUUGAAGCUAGCCGAAAGCAGAGUUGCAGAAAAAACAGAUGA